AUGGAUUCUCAAACUUCGUUUUUGGACUUACCGCGAGAGGUCAGGGAUAUGGUCUAUGACUACGCGCUCCAAGACGUCAAGUUCAGCAAUGCCUUUACGACUCAAACCGCCUAUUCCCCCGAUACCCUUCCCUUGCUCUACGUCCAUAAAAUCAUAUCAGACGAUCUUCAGCCUCGUCUUUAUCAGAGCCACGCUAUUGUUGUUCCACUUCAAGAACCUAGCACUUAUGCAACUGGUGAAUGGAGUAUAGUUCCCAGGAUUGCGUGCUCCAGAAUCAUGAAGCAACUCUCCAGCACCCUCAUCAUUGAAAUGUCACAGACGACUAUCUCCUACUAUCCAGAUUCAGAUCUGGAAGAAGAUUAUGAUGAAGACCCCGUUGAGGAUGAAUUCUCUUGGGACGAUCUUGACAGUCAAGGUGCAAAACUUCCCCAAAAGCUCAUCAACGACAUUCUCGCUCUGAAACAAAGUCUCCCAGCCCUCAAAACCAUCAAGUUUGUCUUCUGGUUCGGGAACUGGACCGCGUACUUCCGUGUUUGGGAGAAACAUGUCGAGAAGCUCAGGGCAGCUUGGCCGGAGCCAUUGCUGAAGAUCGAGUUCAACAUGUUUGAGUACGAAGACCACGAUGCUGGGGAUGGCGGGUCCAACUGGAUCGAGGAAUGGUAUUACUGGGCGAUAGAACGAAAGAGGAUUUGGUUUCAGGCGCACAAUUUCAAGUGGGAGGAUCAUGCCAAGGGGGACUUUCGAGGUCGUAGGAUUAAUGUUCGGCUGUGGCAGGAUGAAGAGUUUCUGGGCGGGGAUCCUGAUGACAGGGAGAGGGCUCUUCAUAGGAAGCGCUGUGAGGUGAAGCCUUUGUUUGUUAGGACGUGCGAUAUGGACGGUCGAGUGUAA
Messenger RNA from Fusarium tjaetaba, 888 nucleotides. RefSeq lists its product as uncharacterized. The record is from RefSeq and is a predicted model, not a curated record. Bases 1 to 888 code for a protein of 295 amino acids. The transcript has a single exon. Lineage: Eukaryota; Fungi; Ascomycota; Sordariomycetes; Hypocreales; Nectriaceae.